Rubroshorea leprosula is the source of this 2101-nucleotide messenger RNA. The record is from the annotation of a GenBank genome assembly. Lineage: Eukaryota; Viridiplantae; Streptophyta; Magnoliopsida; Malvales; Dipterocarpaceae.
CUUACUCCCUUGCUGCUGGACCAUCCAAUGGCACUUCAUGGCUUUCUCCCAUGGCUGAUCCUGCUAAUCUCCAUAGCUGAUGCUGGUGAUAUUUUUCAUGAUUGGACAGUUACCCUUCAGCCUGGUCCGCUUAGCCAACAGGUCAUCACCAUCAAUGGGAUGUUUCCAGGACCCUUAAUCAAUGCCUCAACAAAUGAUAUUAUUCAUGUCAAUGUUUACAAUAAUAUGGAUGAACCUCUGCUAUUUACAUGGAAUGGCAUCCAACAGAGGCUGAAUUCUUGGCAAGAUGGGGUUUCAGGGACAAACUGCCCCAUCCCACCAGGUCAGAACUGGACUUAUGUGUUUCAGCUUAAAGACCAAAUUGGCAGCUUCUUCUACUUCCCCAGCAUCAAUUUCCAAAAAGCGGGGGGAGGUUUUGGUCCCAUCCGGAUUAACAAUCGAAUGGUCGUCACAACACCAUUCCCUAAACCCGAGGCCGAGUUCGAUCUCCUCAUAGGAGAUUGGUAUCAAAGAAGUUACAAGGAAAUCAGGUCCAUUCUCAACAAUAUUUCUGUUGCAACUAAUGAUCUAAAACCGGAUACAAUCCUUAUGAAUGGAGAAGUCUCGUCGUUUCUGUCACAAAACUAUCAAUACUUCAAUGUCACUAAAGGGAUGACAUAUCGGUUUAGGAUAUCGAAUGUUGGAACUACCUGGAGUUUUAACUUCAGGAUUCAGAAUCAUCUGCUGGUGUUGAUAGAAACGGAGGGAUCAUACCCCAAUAUGAUAACAUUGGAUUCUCUGGAUGUUCAUGUUGGACAGUCCUACUCUGUUCUUGUCACGGUAGAUCAAGAAGAGAAGGACUAUUACAUUGUGGCAUCUCCUAAGAUGGCCAAUGCCACCCAGCUGGUUAAUCUAACGGCUGUAGGGGUGCUUCACUAUGGUAACUCCACUGUCCCAGCUUGCGGUCCUUUACCAGCUGGUCCUGAUCCAUUUGAUCUACAGUUCUCCCUCCAUCAAGCCAGAUCAAUCAAAUGGAACUUAACUGCUGGGGCUGCUAGGCCUAACCCACAGGGUACAUUCAACGUGCACAAUGUGACCCUAACACAGACCUUCAUCCUCCACGGAUCAUCCGCUGCUAUCAACGGGACAGCUCGCUACACAGUCAACAAUGUAUCUUACGUUACACCGAACACUCCCCUGAAGAUGGCUGAUUACCGUGCCAAUGGGUCUGGUGUUUACCAACUUGAUCAGUUCCCAACCAAUUACUCACUCACUCAGGCCGUAGAUGGAGUUUUUGUUGCAUCAGGGAUCCAUAAAGGGUGGAUAGAAAUUGUCUUCAAGAAUGAUUUACAAGUCAUAGAUUCUUGGCAUCUGGAUGGAUUUGGUUUCUUUGUUGUGGGGUUUGGUGAUGGAGAAUGGACACCGGAAUCACGUCAAAGUUACAAUCUUUGGGAUCCUGUAGUCCGGUCCACAACACAGGUGUACCCAGGAGGAUGGACUGCAGUUUAUGCAUACCUAGACAACCCUGGAAUGUGGAACUUGAGAUCACAACGCCUCAAAAAUUGGUACCUUGGUGAAGAAUUCUAUGUUAGGGUUUAUGAUCCUGACCCUAAUCCUCUCAAGGAGUUUCGCCCACCUGAAAAUCUCCUCUUUUGUGGAAUAUUUGAUCCUCCAGUCCCAGAACCAGCACCUUCCGUCGCAAAACCCCCUGCAACCCCAGCUGCAAACCCAGCUCCGUUGUCUGCACCACCGUCUCUUCCCAACGCCACAGCAUCCCAACAAAUACCAUGGUGAUAGAAAUAAUGAACUUUUAUAGCGUUUGAUGCAUUGUUUAGUUAUUAUAUAUAUUUUCUUCUUAUUUUUGUUGUAUAUCUUUGCAGGUUGCAUGUUAUCCUGAUUUCCAUUGUUAUACUUUUCUGCACCAGAGACCAGUAGCCUGUAAUUCUCUGAUUCAGAAAUGUCCAUUAAGAUAGGAUGCUGUGGGUAUUACAAAGAUGUGCCGUCAAUUUGUUGUUUACUAUUAUUUAGGAAUUUGGGAACCUAGGUGUUUGUGAUUCGGUUCAAAUAUUAAUAUUUCGGAAAUCAAUUCAAAUGGAUUAGGUAGUAAAGUGCAUCUUGCUUU